Molecule: messenger RNA, 5323 nt
Organism: Melopsittacus undulatus (budgerigar)
Lineage: Eukaryota; Metazoa; Chordata; Aves; Psittaciformes; Psittaculidae
Gene: ITPKA
Product: inositol-trisphosphate 3-kinase A
Exons: 7
Coding region: 1-1398 (465 amino acids)
Biological process (GO): inositol phosphate biosynthetic process
Cellular component (GO): nucleus; cytoplasm
Molecular function (GO): inositol-1,4,5-trisphosphate 3-kinase activity; inositol tetrakisphosphate kinase activity
Source: RefSeq, a predicted model, not a curated record
AUGCACACCCCCGGCCGCCGGCCCUGGGGCGCUGCCCCGCAGGCGCCCGGCGCCGACCGCGCCAUGCAGCCCCGCGCGGGGCUGCACAGCAGCCCGGAGCUCAGCCGCUCCAAGCGCCUGAGCGUCGGGGAGCUCCGCUCCCUCUUCGAGGCUCGCUGCGCCGCUGUCGCCGCCGCCGCCGCCCGGCAGCUGCCCGACCCGGCCAAGAGGGGCUGCCGGCCCCCCAACGGGGUGCUGCCGCCCGUCAUCCCCCGGCUCACGGUCACCGCCGAGGAGAGCGAGGAGGCGCAGGGCAGCCCGCAAGCGCAGCCGCCGCGCACGGAGGGCGGCUGGCUGAGGACGGACAGCUCGCUGCACCUGCAGUCCCGACGGCUUUCCACCUCCUCGCUGUCCUCCACCGGCUCCUCGUCCCUCCUGGAGGACUCUGAGGACGACGUGCUGAGCGACACGGAGUGCAGGAGCCAGGGCAUCGUGCACCUGGAGCACGGGGAGGACACCAACCAGAAAAAAGCAUGGCAUACAAUUAAAACCAUGGUUAACUUACCAGUCAUCAGCCCCUUCAAGAAACGCUACUCGUGGGUGCAGCUGGCUGGGCAUACAGGGAGUUUCAAGGCAGCUGAUAGUGGGAAGAUACUCAAACGCUUCUCAGAGAAUGAAAAGGAGUGUUUUGAGCGACUGAUGAAAGAUCCGCUCCGUGCCUGCGUCCCUUGCUUCCAUGGUGUGGUGGAGAGAGAUGGAGAGAGCUACAUUCAGCUGGAUGACUUGCUUACUGAUUUUGAAGGGCCUUCUGUGAUGGACUGCAAGAUGGGGAUCAGGACGUACCUGGAGGAAGAGCUGACUAAGGCCCGAGAGAAACCAAAGCUGCGUAAAGACAUGUACAAGAAAAUGAUCGAAGUGGAUCCUCUCGCUCCCACAGCUGAAGAGAAUGCCCAGCAUGCUGUCACCAAACCCAGAUACAUGCAGUGGAGGGAAACCAUCAGCUCUAGUGCCAACCUGGGCUUCAGGAUUGAAGGGAUUAAGAAGGCGGAUGGAACAUGUAACACAAACUUCAAAACUACGAAGACACAGGAGCAAGUUCUCCAGGUUUUUGCGGAAUUCAUUGAGGGCAACACAACUAUUCUGAACAAAUACCUCAAGCGUCUGCAGGAAAUUCAUAUCAUUCUUGAAUCCUCAGACUUCUUCAAGCGACAUGAGGUCGUUGGAAGUUCACUACUUUUUGUACAUGAUGGCAGUGGGAAUGCCAACGUGUGGCUGAUUGAUUUUGGAAAGACCACCCUACUCCCUGAUGGGCAGACACUGGAUCACAGGAUCCCCUGGGAAGAAGGCAACAGGGAGGAUGGGUACUUGUUGGGGUUGGACAAUUUGAUUGGCAUCUUGGAAAGCAUCACUGAGAGAUGAGUUGAGAAUGACACAAAACUUGCAGGGCUUCUCUGUAACUUUCUGCUCUACUGGAUCACUCAGUCUGAAGGAAACCUUUAACUCCCUCCAAACUCCUGAGGUCAUCAGUGCAGAGGGAGCUGCAUCCAGAACCCAACAGUUGGUGACCAAAAUGACUUUGCGUCAGCCCUCUAUGAACCUGAAUAACUCCAGAUUAGUUUGCAUUGCACCAGCCUAACUUCAGACUGGUCCUCAGAGAAUGAAGAUCUCCAUACUCAGGAAUCACAUCAGCAUGAGUCAAGAGGUCUGUAUGGUAAACCAGAAUGAUUCUGUUUUCUGGCAAACUGAUGGGACUCCAGAUAACGUCUUAGUGAACCAGAGCAAGUGCUUGGAGAUUCAGGGUAGGAAUGACAGUUUUCCAGGGAACCGCAUAGUUUUGAAACCAGCAAGAGUUGGGGUUGUUUUUUUUCCUUCUGAUUCCAAGUCUCCUUCCUCCUGUGUACACCAUAGGUUAGACCAACAACUUCUGCUGCAUUGUGUUACAGUGUGCACAAGGUGGAAACAGGUGAUAAUCACAAGAAAUCUGGAGCAAAGGGGGACAGCAGUUUGUAGUGGCUGCAUGUGACUGCUGUGUCUAUUCCUCCUCCUCCCUACCCUAGCCUCUAUUCACUUCUAUCUGGGAACAGCCUUUGCUUUCUAUGUAUCCUCUCAGGAGAUUACAGAUACUUUAGGGAGAGAGCAGCAGCCUAUUGUCUCCACAACCAUUUGACUUUGAGGCUGGGUGAGCUGUUGGAAAAGUUGCUAGCUUGGCAGAUUUGGCCUCUUGCAGCUGAACUGCAGCUCUGAAAAUCAGUAAAGGUUCUUACACACAGCCCAGGGAUCUAAGGGCUUUUUCCAAGGCUUGUUUAUUUCUAGAGGUAAAACCCCUAUACCCGUGCACAUACAAGCAUGCACUGGUAGCCAGCAACCAAUGUGGUCUUUUAAGAUCGUGGUUUGACUGUCUCCUACUGCAUGGGACUUCUUAGCCAUAUAAUAUGAUCCUGCCACUUAAUUGUAUAGAUGGGCACACUGAUCAUGUUUCUGCAUUCACAGUGUUACACUAAUGAUGAGUGAAUUCCCAGGCAUCCUUCCUCCCAGGUAUCAGCUGUUAACUCAGGGCAGUUUUGGGGAAGGAAAGUCUAUAUAUCACAUUCCCUAGUCCCCACCUGGAAUUGUGGAGCCAUCUGUGGUUCAUCCUUCUUUUGCUGUGCCCUGGGCACAACCACAGAAGAUUCACAGCAUUAAUGUCAAGAAAGUGAUUUUUUUUUUGUAGUGGCUUCACAUACUUGCUCUGUUGGUUGCUUCUGAUCACUUAAACAGUUCUUUAAAUACUAGCAGUAGAAAUACUAUCAGUAGUCACAUGUGCACUUCCAUUCCUGGUUUUAACAUUAAUAACAUGAUGGUGCAGUUUUCAAACUGAGAACACAACUUGUAUUGCUUGGUUCUUAAUCCCCUUUUAACAUCUAAAGCUGGUGAGGCACACUGAUCAGAAAUUGUUGUCUUUUGCUGGAGUCCUCUGCUCAGAAGAGAUUCUGAGAACUUUAGGAUAUAUGAAGGUGACUCCAUGCUUUGGAAAAUGGCUAUUUCAAUAGUAAUUGUGAUCAUGAGUAAAAAAAUGGACUGUAGAGUCCAGGUCUGGAAUGAAAUCUGUAUCUACAGCAUUUGUAAUUAGAAUUUAAGAGUCUACAAUAAUUUCUAAAGGGAGUUUCUGCAGAUAACACACUACUGUACUAAGACAUCAGUCAGAUUGAAUGACUUUUUCAUCACCUCUAAACAAAACAGCAGUAUUACAAAUUCAAGCUCAGCUGUGAUUUGAAAGUUAAAUGACAGAGAGUGGGUAUUCUGUAGGAAGUAAUGACAUGGAAACAUUUCAUCCUAACCCAGCAGUUGUUUGAAACUGGUAAUCAAUGCAGUUCACUGCAAAUUCAGCCUUCUCUGUCCUCCCAGAGUCCCUCACAGUUUUAUUUUCAUGACAGUAAGUUAAUGAAUUUUCCACUUAGAUAUUUCAGAGGAUUUACACAUUUUUUAUAUGACAGAGAGCACAGACCUUAUCAUUGCAGAAGCCUCCUAAGUUUUGAACUGCUAUGAGAUGAAAAACUAAGCCUUGGUGAAUUUCAUACAGUUGAAGUCUUCCUCCUUUCCUGCAGCUGACAGGUAAUCAUGCCCUAGCAGUGCUUAAGGAGCAGGAAGUAACUAGGCCUCCCAGGGGAGGACUUUAGUACCAAUGCCUUUUCUAUGAGACUGCAAUUGCAGCAGUCCUACCAUAAUGAAAAUAAGAAGUUAGAAAUGAGCCUGUUCAGGUGAUAGCAUUCAGUAGUGGUUUGCCUGAUGGAUUGAUCUUCAGAGUUAAAUUUGUUUUGGAAGAGUUAAACUUCUUCUGUUACCCCACACGUGACUCUUUGCACCAGUCUAACUUACUUUCUAGAGGGGAGACUUAGAUGGUAAAAAUUGAUGCUCAAAAGUCAGUUGAGAAUUUGAGAUACAAGCCUAGAAUGGCCAGUUCUAAAGGAGAAGUGUGGGUACCAGUAGCUUCAAAGCACCCAACUGCUGCUGGCGGCUGAUGGUUUGCAGUGUGUGAUCUUGGGAAACGUGGAGAAUGAUCCGUUCCUCUGCAGUAGUUGAACAGGUCGGAGGGGGAAAGAAAACCUCUGCUGUAGCAGACCCUGGUCUGGAAAUAGUUCUAGCAAGUUAGUUUAGAAAUGACCUUUUGGCUUGCUAAGGGAAGAAGCUACAAUCUGCUGCUGCUGUUAUAGAAAAGGAGAAAAGGAGGCAGCUUUUUCACUAUCAAACUGCACGUGUGGGACUGGAAGUGAGCACUGGAGCUCUAUGGGCCUGGAGGCUAUGAGCUCACAGGCAAACUACCACUGGGUGAGUUGGGUACCUGGAUUCAUACUGGAUGGCCCCAAGUGCCUGUCUUUACACUCACUUGCUGAUGUGAGGAAGCAGUAUAGCCUCCUUCCACUGUGGAGUACAUUGCCUUUGAAUAAGCUUAUAUUUACCAGAGGGUCAGUACUGUGCCUUUGCACAGGCAUGUAACACAGAAGAGCUGAUGCAUGCUAAAAAAGGUAUUUGUUCACAUACAGGUCCAGCAUGAAGUUCUUUAAUGCCUCCACUGAGAUUCUGCUCCACUGGGGACACUAAGAGCUUGUGUGUUUCCAGAGCACAGUGAGAUAUGCUGGCCCAGAGCACUUUGGUGCUGCACAGCUAACUUCUGACACCAAGGUGUUUAAACUCACUAGUUAGAUGCAGCAAUUCUUACUGCUGUAGCUGCUGCCUUCCUAUGUGAAUCCAGCAGUAGGAUUUCUCUCCCUCAGCUUUGUCAGUGACUUGUUUUUUUUGGCCUUGGACAACUAGGCCUCAGUUCUGUUCCCAUUUUACAGAUGGGAAUAGUACCUCCUUACCUCACAGGACUGGUGUGAGGUUGGCCUUCAUUAUUGCUUGCAAGAUGCUGUGAGAUUCUUUUGGAGGAAGGUGCAAUAUAGAAAGAAAUGCACAGAGAUACAUCAGCUAAGUUUAAAAAGGAUGGGUGUUGUGGCCCCACAAGGGUAGAAAUCUGGAUGAAAUUUAACCAAAGUGGUAAAAAUUAAAUGACCUCCCUGUUAAAUUUACACAGGGGGAGAAAUUUACUUAACAUCUGAUCCAGUUGCUACUAGAGGGAAAGGUUUCAAUGGGAGUUGGACCAAACCCUUAAGUAUCUUGGAGGGCUCUUGCUAUUUUUUAUUGCUGUUGUUAUUAUUUGUUGUUUUUAAGGUACUGAGAUCAAAUGGCCUGUAUCAUCCACAUGCAUCCGUUCUGAACACUACAAUGCAAUGCUGACCGUGGUCACUUUUGACAUUGACUGUAUUGGUUGAGUUUUUGUUACUCUGAAGUGUGUAAACUACUAAAUAAAUGAGACUGAAGGAAAAAA